AUGAUUUUGGAAGCUGGUUCAAAUCCGAUAGAAACAAUUAAACACCCUGGGGAAUUCGACACAAUGUUGAAAACAGUUUUAUAUCCUAAAGAUUUGGAUUCAGUCUCAGGUUGGAUACCCGAUGUUGGCGAUGGAAGUGUUUUAAAAGAACCGGUAAGAAAUCUUGCAAAUGAUGCCGAUUUAGCUAGAGUGAGAGUUGUUGCUCGAAACACAAUAGAAAGAGUAGCACGAGCAGCUAAUCAUGGAUUCGAAAAACGAGUACUUCAGUACAAUAAUAUUGUUGAGAAUAAUAGGUGGGGUAAUUACGUAAAUUGGAAAUUAUAUCCUUUAUUCGGUCUGUUGGAACACAGAAAGGUUUCCAUAGGGUUACCAUAUAAAAUUCAUCUACAAAGAGAAAUCAACGAUGAUAAGAUAUUUUUUGGAGAGAAUGGUUCAGAUGCAAAAUUAGAAAUAACGAAUCUCCAACUUUAA
This is a messenger RNA of Lottia gigantea (owl limpet), 471 nucleotides long. RefSeq lists its product as hypothetical. The coding region runs from base 1 to 471 and encodes 156 amino acids. The record is from RefSeq and is a predicted model, not a curated record. NCBI's taxonomy places the organism in Eukaryota, Metazoa, Mollusca, Gastropoda, Lottiidae. The transcript has a single exon.